AUGCUCAAGCUCAUCCUUAGCUUACUCAGUCCGGCCGCCGCUGUGAGGCUAGUCACUACCACGUCACUGCCGGCCGUCUCCCCGGAGCGUGCCAUUCGCUUCCUCUCGACUCCAUCAAACUGGCCGAUUAUCGUGCUCUCCUCGUGGGCGGUACGCGGCACUGACAUCGACCGGCCGCUUGCGCCCGGAGAGGCGGUCGACGAAAUAUUCGGCUUGCCGCCGCUGCUGCCGCUCGAGGUGUCUUGGACCUGCACGUCCAUCGGCGAGUCCACCGCGGUGUUUGACUCUCCCUCUGGCCUCGCGGGCGUCGCAGAGAACUGCCAGAUGGACUUUGUGGCGGAGAAGGACGGCGCCGGAGGCUCACUGCUGCGGUUCGCUAUGUCGUAUGAACCUCUCAGCCCGCUCGCAAAUGCCGCGCGGCCGGCGUCUCCGCGCCUGGACUUUCAUGCGCCCGAGCUGGUUGAUUCGGCGACGCUCGCAUUCGCCUGGGCGGCCGCAACCUGGUGCGUGGCGUGGCCACACUACAGGAAAUGGGAAGAGAAGCCGCUGGAUGGCAGAUCCCAUCUCGGUGUGAGCUCAAAAAAAUAG
Molecule: messenger RNA, 588 nt
Organism: Emiliania huxleyi CCMP1516
Lineage: Eukaryota; Haptophyta; Isochrysidales; Noelaerhabdaceae
Exons: 2
Coding region: 1-588 (195 amino acids)
Source: RefSeq, a predicted model, not a curated record